AGGGAGGUGGCGCGCAUGUGCCCACAAAUAGAGCUGGCCGGUGCGAGAGGAGUUCAGUAUCCUUUGAGACUUCGCGAGGUGUGGGUCAAAUUGGACGGACGACAAGGAAGUGGUACGAUGUCUGUUAAGCAAAAGUUAACGAAGGAGGAGACAUUGCAGCUGAGGAAGAAACACAUUGGACCCUCGUGCAAACUAUUUUUCCGAUCGGACCCGCUGAAGAUCGUGCGCGCAGCUGGGUGUUACAUGUACGAUGAGAAAGGAUGCAGGUAUUUGGACUGCAUCAACAAUGUCUGUCAUGUUGGCCAUUGUCAUCCACAAGUGGUAUCUGCCGCAGUUGAGCAGAUGAGUGUCCUGAACACAAAUAGUCGAUUCCUUCAUGAUAAUUUGGUUCUCUACGCGGAAAGAUUGACGUCUCUUUUCCCCGAAAAGCUAAAUGUUUGCUUCUUCGUCAAUUCUGGAAGUGAGGCCAACGACCUUGCAAUACGACUGGCAAGAACACACACAGGAAAGAAGGAUGUGAUAACCCUAGAUCAUGCAUACCAUGGGCAUGUCACAUCCCUUAUUGACAUUUCUCCAUAUAAAUUCAACCAUCCUGGGGGAGAAGGCCAGCGUGACUGGGUCCAUGUUGCUCCAGUUCCUGAUGUGUAUCGAGGAAAGUACACAGACAAAGACUUCACAGUAGAAGAGUGUACAAAAAAGUAUGCAGAUGAAGUGAAACAGCUGUGUGACAAGGCUACCAAACUCCACGGUGGAGUAAGCAUCUUCUUCGCAGAAUCUAUGCAGAGCUGUGGUGGACAGAUUGUUUAUCCACCUGGUUACCUGCGUCAGGUUUAUAGCCAUGUGAGAGCAGCAGGUGGUGUGUGUUUGGCAGAUGAGGUCCAGGUUGGGUUUGGAAGAGUUGGUUCUCACAUGUGGGCCUUCCAGACACAGGGAGAUGACAUAGUUCCAGACAUUGUAACCCUUGGAAAGCCUAUGGGGAAUGGCCAUCCUGUGUCAGCUGUCAUUACAACAAGGGAAAUUGCUGAAAGCUUUGGAGCUACAGGAAUGGAAUACUUCAACACGUUCGGUGGCAAUCCUGUGUCCGCCGCUAUUGCAAAUGCUGUUCUCGAUGCCAUUGAGAAAGAAAAUCUAUUGGAUAAUGCUACAAAAAUUGGAAACUUCCUAAAGCAAGAAUUUAACCGGCUUAAAGGAAAACAUGCCAUUAUUGGUGAUGUACGAGGCGAAGGAAUGUUCUUGGGGGUGGAUUUGGUAAAAAACAGAGAGACACGGGAACCUGCCACUGCUGAGGCUGCUUUCAUUAACAAAAGAUUAAAGGAGCAAUACGUGCUGCUGAGCAAUGAUGGCCCUUACAGAAAUGUUCUGAAGUUCAAAAGCCCAAUGGUCUUUGGAAUGGAAGAUGCUAAAGAGCUUGUUGAAAAACUGGAUGCCAUCAUGACAGAGAUGGAAGCAGCAGAGAACAUAGUAACAAAUGGCAUGGAGAAACUGAUGGUGAAUGGUAACCAUGACCCCAGGCAGCAGCAGCAGCUCACAAAUGGCCAUGCAAAUAAUAAUAUUGAUGCACCCAGUGAAAUUCAAGUUAAAGUGUGACAUACUAACCCUAGUGGCAGCAGCAGGGCCAGUCAGAUGUAGUAAUUGUUCCUUCCACAGCACUGUAUUGGAAGUGUGCUUUCAAACUGCCUUGGUAUACAGUGAUAACCAUUUGUCAAAAUAAAUGAAUUUAAAAGGCAAUAAAAAGGAAAGUUGUUUCUUUGUUCUUAUCGUGAAUUUCUUCAACAUUCCAAUUGCUUUUAAUAUUUAGCUAAAUAUUUUGAAUUAUUAGUGUGAAUGCUGUAUCUGGUUUUCUUUAUCUUUUAAAUGAAUAUAUACAAUCAAAAAUUGCAUACAUUGAAUUAUUGUUUUGUAGCUGGUAUGCUGAUUGAGUGAUCAGCAUACAGAUUGCAUGUUAAUUAUUUCUUUGGCAAUUGUAUAAAUAGGAUGUUUAUAUCAAUACAUAUAUUUUGUAUAUACCAUUUAUAAACCCAAUGACUAUGUUGCAAAUUUUAGUGUAAAUUACAUUAGUACUUGAUUAAAAAAUGCACAAUUA
Molecule: messenger RNA, 2083 nt
Organism: Penaeus vannamei (Pacific white shrimp)
Lineage: Eukaryota; Metazoa; Arthropoda; Malacostraca; Decapoda; Penaeidae
Product: 5-phosphohydroxy-L-lysine phospho-lyase
Molecular function (GO): pyridoxal phosphate binding; transaminase activity
Source: RefSeq, a predicted model, not a curated record